This is a messenger RNA of Mesitornis unicolor (brown roatelo), 1023 nucleotides long. It is a transcript of the gene BIRC7, whose product is annotated as baculoviral IAP repeat containing 7. The transcript has 6 exons. Lineage: Eukaryota; Metazoa; Chordata; Aves; Mesitornithiformes; Mesitornithidae. Gene Ontology annotation, molecular function: cysteine-type endopeptidase inhibitor activity involved in apoptotic process; ubiquitin protein ligase activity. Bases 1 to 1023 code for a protein of 340 amino acids. Gene Ontology annotation, cellular component: nucleus; cytoplasm. The record is from RefSeq and is a predicted model, not a curated record. Gene Ontology annotation, biological process: regulation of cell cycle; positive regulation of protein ubiquitination; negative regulation of apoptotic process.
AUGGGGGACGCGACACCAUCAGAGGAGACUGAGCUUGGGGCAGCUUGCUGUCAGCUGUUUGAAUGCAGCAUGAGGAAUGAAGCGAAAAGACUGAGGACUUUUAGGCAAUGGCUGGGCACCUCACCUGUGUCUGCCCGAGAUCUGGUCAAGGCUGGCUUUUUCUUCGUGGGUCCGAGAGAUCAAGUGCAGUGUUUCUGCUGUGGCGGUGUCCUGAUGGACUGGAGACCUGGUGACUGCCCAAUAGUAGAGCACCUGAAGUUCUUCCCUUCCUGUAGAUUCAUUUGUGGUGAGGAUGUUGGGAACCAAGAGAUGCUUCCUCUUCAGGAAAUCUUUGACACUGUGGAUGGGCAGUUCCUCAGUCUUUUGCAGGGCAUAGGCAGUGAGGAGACAGCCCUGCCCAAUGAACCAGAACACCCAGAGAUGUUAACGGAGGAGGUGAGACUAUCUACGUUUCGGAACUGGCCGCAAUAUACUGACAUACAUCCAGAACAACUGGCUAGAGCAGGAUUCUUUUACUCAGGACAAGGUGAUGUAGUGAGGUGUUUUUACUGUGGUGGAGGUGUGAGGAGCUGGUCAUUUGGAGAUGAUCCUUGGAGGGAACAUGCCAAAUGGUAUCCAGGGUGUGACUUUUUAUUGCUGUCAAAGGGGAGAGAAUUUGUUAGCAGUGUUCAGGAGUCCUUUUCUAGCACCCUGCUAUCUCCAAGAGAUUCCUGGGUUCAUACCGAACAAGAUCUUUCCGCUUCCCAAGAUGCUGUUCAGAGAGAGACUGAAACAUCAAGUUCAAGAGAAGAAAUGCCAGCUGUGCAACAAAAGGAAUCAGAUGAGUCUCGGAUGAGCACAGAAGAACAGCUCCGACGGCUGCAAGAGGAAAAGAUGUGCAAAGUGUGCAUGGACAGAGAUGUGUCUGUUGUGUUUGUUCCUUGUGGCCACCUGGUAGCUUGUGGAGAAUGUGCCCUCAAUUUGAGAUUGUGUCCUAUCUGCAGAGCGGUCAUCCGGGGAAGUGUGAAGACUUUCAUGUCCUGA